AUGACAUCCAUCCCUGGAUCUGAUGUGAGUAUCUUCCCCUUUGAUCUUUUAUUUGAUCUCAGUUUUGUCAAAUGCUUUUCUUAUUGUCUUGAAUCUUCAAAUAAGAAUCUUAUAUGGAGUGACGAGCAAACACGGUUCUUUCUUCAACUAAGACUUGAUGAGAAUCUGAAAGGAAACGUGAGAAAACAGAUGGUUAAUGAGGCUGGGAGACAGGCGAUAAUGGAUAAGUUCUAUGAGGCAUUUGGUAUAAAAAUUCCAUGGAGAAAGUUUGGGAUAAACAUGAGUGAUGACUGGUGGAAUGAGCGAUGUAAGGAGUGGCCUGGUGCUAGAAAAUUUAAAGACAAGCCGAUAGCAAACAUGGAUUUGAUGGAGAAGGUAUUUGGAACAGUUUAUAUUAGUGGAGGUGAAGGUUGGUCUGCACAGCAAGGUGAAGAGGCUUUAGACACAAAGCAUGCAGAUGAUGAAGAUGAAGAUGAUGCUGAGUCAAGGCGUGAUGUCCCUACUCAGGAAGCUGUUGGAGAUGAAUCAAGGCGUGGUGUCCCUACUCAAGAAACUGAUGUUGCAUCUGAAUCAAGAAAUGCUGGAUCAAAGAAUGUUGGCCCUUCUUCUUCCAGGUCAAAGGUUAACAGGAAAAGAUCAAGGGUUGUACAAGCAGGACAAGCUGUGGCUGAUGUGAUCAGGGAGAGUGUUGAGUCUCGAGACAAGAUUCUUUCCCACAAGAAUCAUCUAAUAGAGAACCAUCCUGAGUUUAGUUGUAGUCAACUUCGAGCUAUGGAGGUUCUACACUCCUUGCCUGCUAUAAGAAUGUGGUCUCCUCUUUACAAAGCCUCGAUUAACCAUCUCAAAGAAGAUGCUGCAAAUCGUCAAACUUUCUUGUUCUAUGGAGAUAAUGAGAACAGGGUUCUCUAUUUGGAGUAUGCAACUGGUGAAAGCAGAGAUGCAUGA
Raphanus sativus (radish) is the source of this 945-nucleotide messenger RNA. RefSeq lists its product as uncharacterized. Bases 1 to 945 code for a protein of 314 amino acids. The record is from RefSeq and is a predicted model, not a curated record. Lineage: Eukaryota; Viridiplantae; Streptophyta; Magnoliopsida; Brassicales; Brassicaceae. The transcript has 3 exons.